This is a messenger RNA of Haliotis rubra (blacklip abalone), 2506 nucleotides long. RefSeq lists its product as uncharacterized. The record is from RefSeq and is a predicted model, not a curated record. The transcript is spliced from 8 exons. NCBI's taxonomy places the organism in Eukaryota, Metazoa, Mollusca, Gastropoda, Lepetellida, Haliotidae. Bases 656 to 1405 code for a protein of 249 amino acids.
UCAGUCCCAGUUCAAUUCAAUCCCAGACCUGUUUCAAAUAAAUGGACUGAAAUAUAUCAAUUGGUUUUUUUUAGACUAUUCAUUUCUACUUUCCUUUUAGCUUCCGAGUAUUGCGUACAAGUUCUUAUUAUUGACAGUUUCGGCGAAUGGUGACAUGAACUGACAGUUCGAUUCGCGUGUAUUUACAACUCGUAAACAGUCAUACAGACGAGAGAGACAGUCACAUAGAGCAGAGAGACCGUCACAUAGGCCAGAGAGACCUUCACAUAGGCGAUUAAUCAGAGAGACAGUCACACAUGUAUACCAGAAAGACAGUCACACAGAUCAGAGAGACAGUCACAUAGAGCAGAGAGACCGUCACAUAGAGCAGAGACAGUCACACACAACAGAGAGACGUUCACAUAGAGCAGAUAGACAGUCUAAUGGUGUCAGUAGAAGCUUGUCACACCGGGUGCGAUUCCCAAUAUGGAUAUAUUUUGUGAUAUGUUAACUCUCGACAGUUCUUGACCAUGGGAUUACUAUAUUACCUAAACCUGGAUAACACAUGUAAUUAAAGCUAUGGAUUCCCUUGUAGUGAUUAACAAAUUACGGGAGCAUUUUGACCAUUCAACUGCUGACGGUCGAGCCCAGAGCACAGCAUAUCCUGGCGAUUUUGAUGGAGAGUAGUCUUGGCGUCAAAGAACUUAUUGACUGGGCGGUGAAGAGAGUUGUGGGAGGGGAAUUUACACAUGGAGAUUGCUGGGUGCUCCGGACGCUCCUGAAACUGCACAUCAGGCAAAGUGCGCUGACUGCUAAUCACGACAAACAACAAGAAGAGGUCGUGAGACAUAUUUGUUCUCGAACAAUUGAUGCUCUUACGCAGGGUUGUUACAUAAUGCAAGCAUUCUAUUUCUUCUAUGAAACCGUGGCACUGGUGACAGCUGCUGUUUCUGAGGGUUCAAUAUCUGGACAAGACAUGGCCAAUCAAUGCGCUAUCACUUUAUGGAUGACUUUUUUCAAUGACAUAUCUGAGUGUCAGAAGGAUGAAAAGGAGACUAUCGACUUACUGAAGCAUUUGAGAUACCUAGCCAUUGAACACUGUGAGAACAAUCCCGGAUUUUGUUACUGCUUGUGCCAAGAUCUGACACACGCAUUCAAUAUGAUGGCCUACUCGUUCACUGAGGAUCAAAACUCAAGAAUCAAAGCUUACUUACUUGUCCUAAUGGCUAGAUGCAGCUUUCAAGCGAAGCAGUACAGACUCUGCACAAAACUGUGUGAACAAGCCUGUGAACUGGAGGAAUAUAAAAGUUACAUACCCUUAGAAGUCUGGGCAAACGCUCUUGACAAGGAGAAACAAUAUGGUGCAGCCCUGGGCAAGCUUGAACAUGCAUUGAAAUGUGUGAUGGUAAUUUCAAAUGCUGUUUAAAUUCUUCCACUCCAUUAAACAAAUUCAAAAUGAACCUGCAAUUGCAGAUACUGCUUAUUGUGUCAGUUAACAAUGGAAUACUGUAUUCGUUAAUUUCUGGGGGUUUUCCACGACUGUUCAUAUUCAUAUUUCUACUUUACUUUAAUGGUGUCCGUUUGCCACUUACCCAAAAUACUGAGGUUAUUAUUUCAAUAUAAUUGUUGCUUUAAUCCAUCAUCUCAUGGAUGGAGGAAACACUAGAAGCACUGAAAAAAAAUGAAAAACGGAAAAAGUCAUGGACCAGAUGGUUUCACAACAGAAUUUAUAAACUUCUUCUGGAUAGAUUUAAAUAAAUUCUUGAUACGUUCUUUAAAUUAUACAUAUCUAAAUGAAAAUAUAUCAGUUUCCCAGAACAAGGACUAAUUACAUGCCUACCAAAAUAAAACAAACCAAAGCUUAAAUGGCGGCCACUUUCUCUCCUCAGCACAUCAAAUAAACUUGCAUCAGCGGUUAUAGCCAAUAGAAUGAAAAAUAUGCUACCACUAAUAAUAAAUGAUGACCAAGAAAGUUAAGUACCAUGAAGAUAUAUUGGUGAGGUCACUAGGCUGAUAUAUGAUCUAAUGGAGUAUACAAAUUCUUAUCAAAUACCAGGACUAUUAGUUCUAAUUGAUUUUGAAAAUGCUUUUGGUUCAGUUGAUAGAAAUUUUAUACUAAAUGUGUUAAGAUUCUUUAAUUUCGAACCUAGUUUUCAGAAGUGGAUAAAAACCUUUUUAAUGAUAUGAAAUCAAAGUGUACUUGUAAAUGGAUUUGCUUGCACCUUUUUUCCUAUAGCGAGAGGUUGGCGUCAAGGAGACCCUGUAUCACCAUAUAUUUUUAUCUUAUGUGCAGAAAAUUUGGCUAUACUUAUCAGAAAUAAUAAAACUAUUAAAGGCAUUAAAAAAGGAAAUAUUGAUUAUGUUCUUGCACAAUUUGCUGACGAUACUUCCCAACUUUUAGAUGGCACUGGGAGUAGUCUAUAUACCUUGCUUAAUACUUAAUCCUUUUUUGCAAGGUUUUCUGGCUUGAAAAUUAAUGCUGACAAGACAAGACUGAUCUGGAUAGGCUCUAAAAAUGUACAAUAUA